AUGGAUACGGCGCGUGCUGUACCAGGUCGUCAAGGUCUAGGACCUGCUAAAAGCAUUGCUGAGAUGGGUUUACCUCCUCGGGAAACUGGAAUUCUGAGAGAAUGGAGAAAGGAUGAGAGGGGGAAUCAAUGGGCCAAGCACGGAGCGAUAGGAAAUACCUGGAGAUUUUGUUGUUGUUUCUUCACUGUGACCCUUAUAAUCUUCGUCAGCGUAGUUCUUGCCAUAGCAUUGUAUGUUCGACCACCAAGUGUAGCAUUGAAUGAUAUAAACCUCGGCUCAUCACCUGUCUCUCUCACUUCCGAUGGACUCUCUGUCAGUUUCUCAUUAAGCAUCAGCGUGGCAAACCCAAAUUGGUUCAGUGUCAAUUUCAAACAAAUCCAAGCUGUGGCCCAUUAUCCAGGGUCGGAUAAAACUUCUUUAGGAGGAGGUACAUUGAAUAAUGUAGACUUUAAAGGUUAUACCGAUUCGACAUUUGAUUUCCCAUUUACUUUCAACUACUCUUUAGCUCUGGAUCCGAAUAAAGUUAUUCUGAAUGAUCUCAUAAGCAAAUGCGGAGUUACAGGAGGCACAACAUCUGACAUCACUAUCGACUAUGAUCUCCACAUGAAACUCUCAGUGUUGGGGAUCAACGUUCAUCCGACCAUAAGUAGUAGCGCCACGUUCGAUUGUCCCAUCUCGGCCGAUGAGAUAGAAAAAAUCGCGGGAGGAAGUUUACGAUGA
Messenger RNA from Tremella mesenterica DSM 1558, 720 nucleotides. RefSeq lists its product as uncharacterized. The record is from RefSeq and is a predicted model, not a curated record. The transcript is spliced from 7 exons. Lineage: Eukaryota; Fungi; Basidiomycota; Tremellomycetes; Tremellales; Tremellaceae. The coding region runs from base 1 to 720 and encodes 239 amino acids.